Molecule: messenger RNA, 873 nt
Organism: Staurois parvus
Lineage: Eukaryota; Metazoa; Chordata; Amphibia; Anura; Ranidae
Source: the annotation of a GenBank genome assembly
GCACCCUCAUCACCUCAGUCUGAAGAAGGUUCUGAUAUUGACUCUGAACCAGACCUACCCUUGAAGAGGAAGCAACGGAGAAGUAGAACCACAUUUACAGCAGAACAGCUGGAGGAACUGGAGAGAGCUUUCGAAAGAACUCACUACCCUGAUAUUUAUACCCGAGAAGAACUGGCUCAAAGAGCGAAGCUUACUGAGGCACGAGUACAGGUAUGGUUUAGUAAUCGUCGUGCCAGGUGGAGAAAGCAAGCAGGAGCCAAUCAACUAAUGGCAUUUAACCACCUGAUCCCAGGGGCAUUUCCACCUGCAGCCAUGCCAGCUUUGCCAACCUACCAGUUAUCGGAGACAUCGUACCAGCCUACUUCAAUACCGCAAGCUGUCUCUGAUCCUAGCAGCACACUCCACAGGCCUCAGCCUCUCCCUCCGAGCAGUGUUCACCAAAGCAGCCUUCCAUCUAACCCUGAAAACAGCUCGGCCUACUGCCUGCCCAGCGGCCGCCAUGGAUUUUCCAGCUACACAGACAGCUUUGUACCCCCAUCCGGGCCUUCCAACCCCAUGAACCCCACCAUUGGCAAUGGCCUUUCACCUCAGGUAAUGGGUCUUCUGACUAACCAUGGUGGAGUGCCUCAUCAGCCACAGACUGACUAUGCCUUAUCUCCACUAACCGGGGGUCUUGAACCCACCACUGCUGUAUCAGCAAGUUGUAGCCAGAGACUAGAACAUAUGAAGAGUUUGGAUAGUCUAUCAACAUCUCAGUCAUACUGUCCGCCAACCUACAGCACAUCGGGAUAUAGCAUGGAGCCUGUAACGGGAUAUCAGUAUGGCCAAUAUGGACAGAGUGCCUUUCAUUAUUUGAAACCAGACAUUGCAUAG